This is a messenger RNA of Rhizophagus irregularis DAOM 181602=DAOM 197198, 784 nucleotides long. Lineage: Eukaryota; Fungi; Glomeromycota; Glomeromycetes; Glomerales; Glomeraceae. The record is from RefSeq and is a predicted model, not a curated record.
GUUAUUAAUGAUAAAGAUGAUCUGAAAUUGAGUCCAGAACAAGGAUUAUUAUACAAUAGUUUAGAUGACGCAGGAAGAGUUGCAUUAUUGGAUAUACUUAAGAAAGAAAGAAACGAAGGAAAGGAAGAAGGCAGGGAAGAAGGCAGGGAAGCAGGAAGGGAAGAAGGAAUGAGGGUAGAGCGUAGAAGAGGAAGAUUUUACGUAAACUUAGUUAUUGGUUUUUUAACCAUAGUUGCUGCUGCACUGAUCCAAGACGAAACUAUAAUUAAAUAUAAAACUUUAUUAUUAAAUACACUUGUUCAUGGAGUUCAACUUUUUUGGGCAGGAGUGGAAGCCAUAAGAGAGAGUUCUAAUAAGAACUUAAAAUAUUAUAUUUGUACACUCCUGCCCUUAUUAUCCGGAAUAUUCGUUGUUACUAUUCUUUCAACUACCUCUAAUCUUUUAAGAGAUUAUUUUUUGUAGCCGCAGGUGAUCAAAUAAACUUCUCAGACGCCCCAAAAAAAAUUCUGCGUAAAUCAUGUGACCAUCACAUAUCACAUGAUUGUGAUUAAAGAGUUACUUAAACUUUUAUUAAAGUUUCGCUUUUCCACUUUCAAUAUGAAUAUUGUAACUACUAGUAAUUUACAAAGAUGUAAAAAUGUCGAAAAAAUUUACCUCUAGAAUUUGCAAUGCUUUCUUUUAUUAUGUAAUAAAUUGAUUACCAAUUGAAUUCUUUUUAUCGAUCGUAUUAAAAGUGACUUAGAUUUAAUUGAAGGUAGAGCUUAGGGUUAGGUUAGGGUUAGUU